Messenger RNA from Peronospora farinosa, 2523 nucleotides. The record is from the annotation of a GenBank genome assembly. Lineage: Eukaryota; Oomycota; Peronosporomycetes; Peronosporales; Peronosporaceae.
AUGGCGGAUACUGAAGCCCACACGCAGGAGAAUGGCGUGAGCCACAGGAAGCGGCGCGAGACGCUGUUGGAGAGCGAAUCUGCGCCUAAGAAGAUUAAACUGGAAGACGACACGCCUCCUGAAGCCAACCCCAAUACUAUUGAGGCCGUACGAGAGAAAAACAAAGCGUUAGAGAUUGACAGGAACGAGAAAAACCGACGUAUUGCUUACUUGACCAAGAAAUGUGAGGCGUUGUAUCGCUCUCGUGAGAUAAAAAGCGCGUCCUUCCGCUGCUUACGGAGACAGUGGUUUCAGCUACAGGACGAGCUGCUAGCUGCCGUAAAGACAGUAGAUCCUUCUACUGUAUCCGAUGAGACGUCAAAGGAGAGCUGGCUUGCCGCUUUGAAUGCUGUGGACGACUUUGGAAAGGUCCGCGUGCGUGCGGAGGAGCUGGUGUUAAAUUUGCCAGAGUGGUUUGUUACUGUGGCUAAAUACACAGAGGAGGAGGAAGAACCGGACGCUGAUGUGUCAUUGCCCACAGAUGACGAUGUGAAUGACGACGCGUUAGUGAAGAUGGAUGAUUUAUCACAUAUGGAGAAAGAGGUGCACGAUCAACUUAAGCAGAAAAGUCAGAACAUGAAAGAGUUGUUGCAAAAGUUGCUUGCUCUAGUUGGGAGCAUUGCUCAAGACAAGACGAAACCUAUUGAAUAUGCGCAUAUUGUGCAAGAGAAACGAGCAGCAAUCGCGGAAACACUGGACCUUAAGGGUCAGCUACAGACGUGCAAACGUCGGAUAGCUGAACUCGAACGCGACGUGGAAUACAAGGAAACGGAGCGCCAUCGAGCUUGUCGAGACUAUGACCGUUUAAGUGCAUUUGUCAAGCAACAGGGUGGUGUAAAUACGGAUCGUAUCGAUGACAGUGAUACCAAAAGUGAACAAGUCAUAGAUACUGAGAAACCUAGUGAGAAAACUAUGUCAGGACCAUCGAGUGCUGAAAUAGUGAAACAGGAAGCACUUGCGGAAAAAGUGAAGGAGCACAACAAAAUUGUUGCAACUUUGAGGGAGAAUAUGGGAAUAUUGAGUACGAAGUUGUACCAAGAGCGUCAGAAGUUUGAUUCUAUGCGACGGGAACUGGAAAAAUUCAAGGCAUUAGAAGUGGCGUGGAAAAACGAUGAAACUGCGUUGGUGCAGGAUCACGAAGAGAAACUUAAACAGCUUCGGGACGAGAAAGCUCACAUCGAUGAAGAGUACAAAAAACUUCUUCACAAAUCAAAGGAUCUGGAGCACCAUAUGACCGAGAAAUGGGAAAAGAAGAUUACAAAAAUUCAGGCGGAAAUGAGCACAAUAAAAUCACAGAUGGACGGGUUGAAUCUGAAGAACGUAUCCCUACGAGAAAAGAUCUCCAACGCAUCGACCUACAGAGAUCAGUUAUCGGAAGUGAAACCGGAACUGGAAUCAGUAAAGCGUGAAAAUGCGAAAUUGAAAGCACAAAUUAAGUGCGCGCGGAGCCGAGAGGAUCGAGCUCAAAUGUCGGCAGAUAAUCACGAGAUCCAGAUACUGACGCAGAAGGUAAAUCUGUUGACCAAGGAGAAACUUGAGUUACAGCAGACGUACGACAUGCUGAAAAAUGCCGAGAUGAAGAAUGCAUGUGAGAAGCUGUCAGAAGCAUUUGAGCGGUUAUCAGAAGUGCAGCAUAAACUCGAACAAGAGAGGAAAAAGCAUCACGAGUGCAGUACUGACCGAGAGAAGCUACGUGCUAAGAUUGAGGAUAUGAAGGCUUGGAGUGAAGCCUCACGAGAAGAAAAUGACGCUUUGCUGCUGGAGAUUGAUACGAUAACAAAAGAUGUGAACUCGUUGCGCCAUGGCCGGAAGAAGUUUAUCCAGCAGAUUGAGGAAAAGCGCAAUGCCAAUAAGAAGCUUCACACAUUGCUUGCAAGGGAGGAGCAAGCAAAAUCGCACUGUUUCGAAGAACUGGCUGCUGUUCGUCUACAGGUCUCAUCUCUGAGUACCGUACACAAGCACCAAAAGACAUUCAUCGAGUCAUCUAAGGAGUCUCUGCAAGCAAAGGAGUUGGAACUUGAGAAGAUGAAGAAGUACGUCAAGACCAUUGAAGAAGAGCGUGAGGCUUCCGAUGUUGAAAAGCGAAAGGUAUUGCGAGAUGCCGAAGUAGCAAAGAAGAUUUGCGAGACUGCAGAAAAGUCGCAGCGUGAGCAGCAAUUGCAGCAGGAGAAACAGAAACACUGUGAAAAGUGUGAGUCGUUCCGCAAGAAGAUUGAGGACAUCGAACGUCAGCUGCAGCAUUCCAAGAUGGCAACUUCUACCGGUGAGCUUACCGAUCUAGAGCGGUUUGAGCUGCGCGACUUGCAGAAACUCGUGAAUUGCUCGGUUUGCCAGGACGGACGCAAGGACGUGAUCAUCUCCAAGUGCUUUCACAUGUUUUGCAAGGAGUGCAUUGAAAACAACCUCAAAUCGCGCAACCGCAAGUGUCCUACAUGCAAAAAGAUGUUUGGCCAAGAUGAUGUCAAGACUGUAUGGUUCACGUAG